Messenger RNA from Monoraphidium neglectum, 1809 nucleotides. Its product is annotated as DEAD-box ATP-dependent RNA helicase 25. Gene Ontology annotation, cellular component: mitochondrion. Gene Ontology annotation, molecular function: RNA helicase activity; nucleic acid binding; ATP binding. The transcript is spliced from 12 exons. Bases 1 to 1809 code for a protein of 602 amino acids. The record is from RefSeq and is a predicted model, not a curated record. Lineage: Eukaryota; Viridiplantae; Chlorophyta; Chlorophyceae; Sphaeropleales; Selenastraceae.
AUGAACGGUGCCCAAGAUGGCCGCGGCGGUGGCCAAGGAGGGGGCAGACGCGGAGGCGGCGGGAGCGGCAGCCAGGGCCCGGGCGGCGCACAGCAGCGGUUCGGCGGCGGCGGCGGCGCCGGUGGCAGUGCUGCAGCUGAUGGAGGAGGCCCGCGCAAGCGCAGCAGGGGCAGCCGCGGAGGCGGCGGCCGCGGCGGCCAGGGCGUCCAGGGCGGCGGCGCCCCGGCCGGCGCGCACCAGGCGCAGCAGCCGCGGCAGCAGGCGCCGGCGGCGCCGCUGCUGCAGCACCACCAUGAACACCACAGGCAGCCCCACUUCCAGCCGCAGCUCCCGCAGCAGCGGCAGUACGCGACGCUCUCGGCGGCGGCGGCGGCGGCCGCGCUGGAGCAUCAGCAGGGCGGCGGGCCGCGCGUCGAGAACUCUGUGUUGACCCAGUCAGCAUUUGCUGACCUGCAGCUGCACCCCUUGACCCUCAGCGCGAUGGAACAGGUGUUCGGGUACCGAUACAUGUCAGAGGUUCAAGCCGCUGCGAUCCCAGUCGCACUCACCGGCAGGGACAUUCUGGCCAAGGCCAAGACCGGCACCGGCAAGACCCUGGCCUUCCUCAUCCCCGUGGUUGAGCGCCUCGCACGCCAGCCUGCGGUGCAGGUCGGCGGCGCGAUCCGCUGCCUGGUGCUGGCGCCCAGCAGGGAGCUGGCGGAGCAGAUCAGGAAGGAGGCCGAGAAGCUGCUCAGCACGCACGGCGCGCAGCGCGGGGUGCAGAUGGUCAUCGGCGGCACCAACAUCAACCGGGAGCGCUCCGGCCUCAGCCGGGCGCCGUGCGACGUGCUGGUGGCGACGCCUGGGCGCCUGCAGGACCACCUGGACACGACAGAGGGUUUUGCAGGCCGCCUGUGGGGCGUGCAGGUGCUGGUAAUGGACGAGGCGGACCGCCUGCUGGACAUGGGCUUCAAGCCCGCCAUUGAGAAGAUCUGCAGGCACCUGCCGCCCGCCACACAGCGCCAGUCGCUGAUGUUCACGGCCACGGUGCCCCAGGGUGUCCAGGAGGUCGCCAAGCUCCUGAUGGGCGGCAAGGACGUGGCCAUGGUCAACACGGUCAAAGACGACGACGGCCCCGGCCACAAGUCCAUCAAGCAGGAGCACUUGGUUGUUCCUGGUCGCGACCUGGUGCCGGCCCUAUGGCACGUGCUGCACGCCCAAAUGGCACAGGAGCCUGGCAGCUACAAGGUGAUCGUAUUCUUCACCACAGCCCGCGCUGCCCAGUUUUACGCCAACCUGAUGCGCGCGGCCGGCGUCCAGUGCCUGGACCUGCACUCGCGUCUGUCUCAGAAGCAGCGCGACACCGCCACCGCCGCGUUUGCCAAGGGCAACGGCGUGCUGCUAUUUGCCAGUGACGUCAUCGCGCGCGGCAUGGACUUCCCAGACGUGACGCUUGUGGUGCAGGUCGGCCUGACCGAUGCUACGCAGUACGAGCACCGCGUCGGCCGCACCGGCCGCGCCGGCAAGACCGGCCUCGCGCUGCUGCUCCUGACGGAUGACGAGGAGUCGAUGCUGCGGCUUCUCAGCGGCUUCCCGGUCACCCCCGCCGGCCGGUCGUCGGAGAUAACCGGCGGGCUCACCGGCGGCCGCGGCGCAGCGCCGCCGGCGGUGCCGCCGGCGCUGGCGCGGGCGUAUGACUUGGUGGGGCGCGAUGGGGAGCUCAAGGCCAGCGCUGACAAGGCAUUCGUGGCGACGCUCGGCUUCCUGGCAGGUGGGGGGCCUGCGCGCGCUCCCGCCCCGGGGCGCCUCUUUGCGUGGACAGACGCUUGA